UGACACGUUACGCUGAGUGGACGCAGGAAAGCUUCAUUCACCGGAUAGAGCAGUGGCAGAGCUAGAUCGCGAAAAAAGGUUGUGCAGAAGACAAAACCAUGGAUGAAGAACCUGAAAAAACAAAGCGCUGGGAAGGGGGCUAUGAAAGAACAUGGGAAGUGUUGAAGGAGGAUGAAUCUGGAUCUCUCAAAGCCACAAUUGAUGAUAUUCUGUUCAAAGACAAAAGGAAACGAGUCUUUGAACAACGUGGUCAAGUGCGACUUGGAAUGAUGCGCCACCUUUAUGUGAUAGUCGAUGGAUCAAGGACGAUGGAAGAACACGAUCUGAAACCCAAUAGGCUCACGUCUACUUUAAAGCUGCUAGAAUACUUUGUGGAUGAAUACUUUGAUCAAAAUCCUAUCAGUCAGGUUGGCCUCAUUGUUACAAGGAACAAACGAGCAGAAAAACUGACAGAACUCGCUGGGAACCCCAGACAGCACAUAACUGCCCUGAAGAAAGCUGUAGAUAUGACCUGCACGGGUGAACCAUCCCUCUACAACUCGCUAAACCUAGCUCUGCAGACAUUGAAACACAUGCCGGCGCAUACGAGUCGAGAGAUCUUAGUGAUUUUCAGUAGUCUGACAACUUGUGAUCCUUCAAAUAUCUAUGAACUAAUAAAGUGUUUGAAAGCCAGCAAAAUCAGAGUGUCUGUCAUAGGCCUUUCUGCUGAAGUUCGAGUUUGCACUGUGCUGACAAAAGAGACUGGUGGUGUCUACCAUGUUAUUUUGGAUGAAAGUCAUUACAAAGAACUCCUUAUGUAUCAUGUGAGCCCUCCACCUGCAAAUAACAGCUCUGAGUGUUCUCUCAUCCGCAUGGGCUUUCCUCAGCAUACACUGGGUUUUCUCUCCGACCAAGACGCAAAACCAUCUUUUAGUAUGGCGCACCUUGAUAACAACACUGAUCCAGGCCUGACAUUAGGCGGUUACUUCUGUCCACAAUGUAAAGCCAAGUACUCUGAACUUCCCGUGGAAUGUAAAGUCUGCCGUUUAACCUUGGUGUCGGCCCCUCAUCUUGCUCGUUCCUACCAUCACUUAUUUCCACUAGAUGCAUUUAGUGAGGUUCCCCUGGAGGGGUAUGAAGGAGAAAGGUACUGUCGAGCCUGUGAUGGAGAUCUGAAAGAUCCAAAAGUUUACAUUUGCACAGUUUGCCAGAGCGUCUUCUGCGUAGAAUGUGACCUGUACGUUCAUGAUUCUCUUCACUGUUGUCCAGGAUGUAUCCAUGCGCGACCCAGUUCUGCGAUGUAAUGAAGGCUGCCUUUCCUGAAAUGUUCAUUCAAACUGGGGUUUAUUCGUUCGUGUACAUAAUGUAGAAUAUUUAGGAAGUAGACAAGAUUUAGAAAUAGAGCAAUCCUUGUUGAAAUCACAGGAAUGUUCCUGCUAAUCGCAACAGUUUCCCUGCUAAUUGCAUUGCUCUAAGAACCUCUGUGUCAGUGACAUGUUUGUAAAUCUCUCCCAUUAUAUAUUUUUUAAUUUACUAUUUUUAUAGCAAUUCUGUAAGGUGUGUUGGGGUAAAUUAACCAUGGGCUAAACUGACAUGGAGUCAGUUGCUAAUAAAAUUCCAGUUAUACAUUGUGUUGGCACUUUAUAGUGAGUCCUUGGAUCAGUCCCACAAUACCUGUACCCUCUAAACGUCAAUUUUAACAACCCAUGUUCUGCCACCUCGGUUUUCCUUUCUGGUGACCUGCUUCUAGGACACAAGAUCAAAGUUCCCAUAACUUGCAGCACAAGCCUAGCAUUAAACAUGCCUGUGGUGUGUAAAAUGAACUCAUGGCAUUGUACACUUUCAUGUAUUUUAGCAGUGCUCCGUGCAUGGUGAUCUUCCAGCAUUCCAGGUUAAUAUAGUCGCCAGAAGGGCCUUUACCAACUGCUUCCCCUUAACAUACCUCCAACACUGCUCUAUCCCUCAUGUGCUUUCCUGCCACCCACUGUUGGGAGGUAUAAAUGCCUAACAAGUGCAUAGACAUUUUACUUGUUACACUAGACAUUGUGUAAUUAAUUUGCAUGCUUGGUGUGCACACAGUCAUAUAUGAACUCCAAUGCACAGGCUAGGAAGCAAACAUCAUACUAGUAUAUGAUUUAUGUAUACAUUCUCUGGCAAUUUUUGCUAGCACAAUUAAUAUAUCAAAU
Messenger RNA from Pelobates fuscus (common spadefoot toad), 2165 nucleotides. RefSeq names its product GTF2H2 family member C (gene GTF2H2C). The coding region runs from base 99 to 1283 and encodes 394 amino acids. NCBI's taxonomy places the organism in Eukaryota, Metazoa, Chordata, Amphibia, Anura, Pelobatidae. Gene Ontology annotation, molecular function: zinc ion binding. Gene Ontology annotation, biological process: nucleotide-excision repair; regulation of transcription by RNA polymerase II; DNA-templated transcription. Gene Ontology annotation, cellular component: transcription factor TFIIH holo complex; transcription factor TFIIH core complex. The record is from RefSeq and is a predicted model, not a curated record. The transcript is spliced from 16 exons.